This is a messenger RNA of Ceutorhynchus assimilis (cabbage seed weevil), 1197 nucleotides long. The record is from the annotation of a GenBank genome assembly. NCBI's taxonomy places the organism in Eukaryota, Metazoa, Arthropoda, Insecta, Coleoptera, Curculionidae.
AUGAUGUCAACAGAUUUUGACUAUUUUAGCUCACAUGGUUUAUUCAGUCACGAAAAUGAUUUGUUGUCCGAUACUAUGUUCAACGCUACCGGAACGAAAUGGAAAACUUUAAGGUCCAAACUAUCUCCUUCCUUUUCAUCCGCAAAAUUGAAAACCCUGUUUGGAAUGCUUUAUCAGUUAGGUGAUCGAUUUGAGAAAAAAAUUGAAGAUUAUUCUAAAAAAGGCGAAACCCUAGACAUGAAAAAUUUAGCAAUGUGUUUCGGUACUGACGUUGUUUCUAUAUGUUUGUUAGGUCUUGAAAGUGAUUGCAUGAAUUAUCCAGAGAGCGACUUAGGAACUAUAAGCAAACUUAUGUCGGAACCAAGACCAGUUAAGUUUAUGGUAGAAAACACAGUAAAUUGGAAUCUUCUUGGUACAUUAGGUUAUAGAGUUUGGAGUAAAAGAAUCGAUAAUUUUUUUUUGACAUUAAUACCUGAUGCUUUGGAGUUUAGAAAAAAAAAUAAACUGUCAAGAAACGACAUGAUUGGUUUAUUGAUACAGGCACAAGAUAAUGACCAAUUGACUGAAAGAGAGGUUAUAGCAAAUAUAGUUUCGAUAUAUUUCGCAGGUUAUGAAACUACAUCGACUACUAUAUCGUUCCUUAUGUAUGAGUUAUCAAAGAAUCAGGAAGUGCAAGACAAGCUUAGGAAAGAAAUAAUGGAUUUAAGAAAACUCACUCCCGAUGGGGAAUUUACGUAUGAUGAUUUGGUACAUAUGAAAUAUGCCGAUAAGUGCAUCUAUGAAACGCUUAGAAAGUAUCCACCAGUACCAGAGGUUCCUAGAGCUGCCGUGAAAGACUAUAAAAUUCCUGGCACAAACCAAGUAAUACCAAAAGGUGUACUCAUAACAACUCCAGUUAUGAGUGUGCACUAUGACCCAGAAUAUUACCCUAAUCCAGAAGAAUUUAACCCAGAAAACUUUUCGCCGGAAAAUAAGGCUGCAAGGCACGAAUUUUCAUUUUUAGGAUUCGGAGGAGGUCCUAGAAUUUGCAUAGAACCUCACAAAGGACUUCAACCAAAUGAACUAUGUCGUCAUCAGCAGGGGACUAAGAAACGCCUUAAUGGAGGGCAAGGUAGAGGAAACAGUGUUUCAGUGUUUGUGGAAAAUAGGAACGAAAACAAAUUUAAUCAUUCUAUCAUUACCUCUGUGAGGAAAUAG